This is a messenger RNA of Chaetura pelagica (chimney swift), 1952 nucleotides long. RefSeq names its product zinc finger protein 410 (gene ZNF410). Bases 167 to 1504 code for a protein of 445 amino acids. Lineage: Eukaryota; Metazoa; Chordata; Aves; Apodiformes; Apodidae. The transcript is spliced from 9 exons. The record is from RefSeq and is a predicted model, not a curated record. Gene Ontology annotation, molecular function: DNA-binding transcription factor activity, RNA polymerase II-specific; RNA polymerase II cis-regulatory region sequence-specific DNA binding. Gene Ontology annotation, cellular component: transcription regulator complex; PcG protein complex. Gene Ontology annotation, biological process: regulation of transcription by RNA polymerase II.
UUAGGUUAAAUUGAAUAUUCGUGCAACACAGCUUCUUGCAGAAGGACCAUCACACUGUUUUACACUUAGGAAAUUAUGAGAAUAAGCAGGGAGUGUUCUUCUUUCUGAACUAAAACCAUACCUGUGCCUUGCUGAGGACAGCUGCAGGAAUCGGACACUUGAAUCAAUGUUAUCGGAUGAGUUAGAAUCCAAACCUGAGCUGCUGGUUCAGUUUGUUCAGAAUACUGCUAUUCCACUGGGGCAAGGACUGGUGGAAUCGGAACCAAAAGACAUCACCUGUCUUUCUCUCCUUCCUGUUACUGAGACCUCAGAAUGCAACAGACUCAUGUUGCCAGAUGAUGAAAGAGAUCUCACUUCUCCAAGUCACACUAAUUCUUCCAAAGAUGUUUCUUCAUCUGCUGUCUUGAGAAGUCUCCAGGUAAAUGUGGGCCCUGAUGGAGAGGAAACAAGGGCACAGAAUGUACAGAAACCAUCUGAACUUCUGUCAACUCCAGAGACCUCCGGUUUAUUGCAAGACCUCCAGCCCAGUGACAGCACUUCAUUUAUUCUUCUCAACCUAACAAGAGCAGGGCUGGGGUCUCCAGCAGAGCACUUGGUAUUUGUUCAAGAUGAAGCAGAAGAUUCUGGGAAUGACUUUCUCUCUCAUGAUAGCACAGACAGCAGUACCCCAUGGUUCCUACGAGUGCAAGAAUUGGCCCAUGACAGUUUAAUUGCUGCCACUCGGGCACAGCUCGCUAAGAAUGCCAAAGCAAGCAAUAAUGGUGAAAAUGUUCAUCUUUGCUCAGGAGAUGGGCAACCAAAAGACUCUAGUCCCAUUCCUCAUAUAUCUCGUGUGGAAAGGAAGUUGAAGUGCACAGUUGAGGGUUGUGAUCGGACAUUUGUGUGGCCAGCUCACUUCAAGUAUCAUCUGAAAACACACCGGAACGACCGCUCCUUCACCUGCCCAGCAGAAGGCUGUGGAAAAAGUUUCUAUGUCUUGCAGAGACUGAAGGUGCACAUGAGGACUCACAAUGGUGAAAAACCCUUUGUGUGCACGGAGCUGGGCUGUGGGAAGCAGUUCACAACAGCUGGAAAUCUGAAGAACCACCUACGAAUUCACACUGGGGAAAAACCCUUUCUGUGUGAGGCACAGGGAUGUGGUCGCUCCUUUGCCGAAUAUUCCAGCCUUCGGAAACAUUUGGUUGUCCACUCAGGAGUGAAGCCCCAUCAGUGCCAAAUUUGUGGGAAGACAUUUUCCCAGAGUGGUAGCAGAAAUGUGCAUAUGAGGAAACACCACUCCAGAAUUGGAACAGCUGGCAGCAGAGAGCGAGAACAGCCAGAGUCACUGAUGGGCAGCAGUUUGCUGGAAGAAUCUACAGUGCAUGGUAAGAACCUCAUCUCCAUGAACUCUCAGCCCAGCCUUAGUGUUGAGUCUCUGCACUUGCCAGACACUGAGUCCAUUAUUGGAGUAGAGGAGGGUGAGACCAGCUGCUCUUUCUUCCGCCCUCUGAUAUGUGGUGACUGAAGCGGGAUGGAUCAUUCCUCCUAGAGGCUCACCAUGCUGCAGUGGAAUGAGUGAACAUUGCUUUUACUGCACACAGAGCUGGUGGGUAGGUGGAGAAUACAUCAUAAAAGUGGAGCUGGAGAAGACCUGCCAGACCAAGUUUCUCUCUUGCAGAGCUUAAAAGGUGAAGCCUGCUGCUUAGGUGUCAUUUAGCCCAUGUUGUGGAACGCCAUUGCAAAACUGUGCAGUCCAUUCUCCUCAAGCCUAAUGCACUUGUUUUGGUGGAGCACCUGGGAGCCCCAGUGAAGGACCAGGACUUCAUUGUGCUAGGCACUGUACAAACAUGCAGUAUCUUGAGGAACAGGCCUUCCUUCCAUCCUUUACCUUCAGAGACUAUAUUCUAAUACAUCUCACUGUCAGAAGCUGACUUACUAUCUGAAAUAAAUGUACUACUUGGUAUCAUUUAAUU